Aspergillus niger is the source of this 2766-nucleotide messenger RNA. RefSeq lists its product as uncharacterized. The transcript is spliced from 3 exons. The record is from RefSeq and is a predicted model, not a curated record. The coding region runs from base 1 to 2766 and encodes 921 amino acids. Lineage: Eukaryota; Fungi; Ascomycota; Eurotiomycetes; Eurotiales; Aspergillaceae.
AUGACGCUCAAUAUUACCAUAGGCUCAGACCGUGCUUCAGAUGAAGAAGAUUCAUCGGAAUCCGGGGUUGAGAUCGCGCCACCGUCCAUCACUGGAAGCCACGCAUCUCACGACUCGCACGCAGAAUGGGCAGACGUCCCACUUCCAGACGAGCUGAAGCCCGGCAAAAAAGCUUAUAAACCGCCGCCACGAGUCCAAAGUAGGUACUGGGCAGCAGCGCCGUCCCCAUUUAGGGUUAGCAAGCAGGACGACUGGUUGAUUUCAUCUGGUGACAACGACAAAGACAUCACUGCGCACCUCAAUCUGGAUGUUGCUUUGGAUCUGGAACAUGAGCUAGGAUACCUUGCGCGCUUAAAUCGAUUGGGCCACUUUAAAAAGGGUAUUCGUUACUUUGAAAGACGCCUCGCACCCUAUGUCGACUUCUUCCCCGUGGUAGCCGAAUAUGCAGACCUCCUCUUGGAGCAAGGGAAUUUCGGGAAUUUGCAUCAGUUUAUUUCAAGUCGCUUGAAGGACCAUCUAGUUGAAUAUUCGAAGGAGGAAUACAUCUUGCUGAAAAUCUUGAAGGCCUUUGCGGAGAUCUAUACUAAAGGAGCAAUAGUACCUGCAUUGAACAUGGCGAAAGAGACGCUGAGCCAUUUGUCGGUGAGGAAACAUGUUUCAAAAGUCCCCAGUUUAUCUACUGGCGUUAAGAUUCAAUUAUUGGAGAUGUGCGUACGUAUAAUCACCAACGCGGCCGCAUACUCCAACCUUCUCGAGACCGAAUCGUUCAAUCCCCUUUUGUACUGGUCUGCUUCUAGUAAUGGGACAGUAAAGUUAGACGACAAAGGCGAUAGUGGCGAAAUACAUGCGAGGGGAUAUAGAACUCCCCGGCAAAGCCCUCCUCGAAUAGGUUCUUGGUAUCGUUUCCUGCUCCAGGAAGGCUUUUCAUGGGAUGCACACCGUAUUCUACGGUCUAUAUUGCCCAUGCUUGGGUCCCCGGAUGGACAUUACAUCUUUAACGGACGCUUUGAGGAAUUCUUCGAACUGAAAAACAUCUCUGAGGCCGAGAAAGUUCUACUUCAGCCGGCAGAGAUGUCGUUCCAGGAUGAGCAGGUUCUGUUGGCUGAGUUUGCGAACGCAUGCCUGCUUGCGGAUUUCCUGAGUGCGGAACGCUUUAGUGAAAUUGUCCAGGUGGCGGGCUGCCAAUUCUUACAGAGAUCCCGCUCCCUAGCAUCGGCAAUACUCCUAGAAUACCCACACUUAAUCAGCACUCGACCAUACUUGGAUUGGCUCUUGUCUGAGAGCAUUCGAAUUUUGCCAUUCUCCCGUCAUGUCCAACCGCUAGUAAAGAAUACGAGGCUGGUUCCUGAUAGCUGGACUUGGAAGUCUUUCGACAAUAUGCAAUUCCUUCACCAGAGAAAGCUGUCUAUGACCAGGGGAACAGAGCUACCAAAGACUCCUAACGAUCCUCCUUCAUUUCAAAGCCUCGAAUCUAUAUCUGAAUGCGUCAGGGGUCUGGGAGAUUAUCGUCUGGAGCGGUCUGUGCUUCAUCAAAUGUUCUGGCAUUCACUGGACUGGGACCAAAGCCUUCAAGCACUAAGGGACCUGACCCGGCUGAAUCGCGACCUAAUGAGUGACACUUGCGGGUAUCUCCAAUCCUUGAUCGACGAGUGCAUUGCCCUGGAUUAUAGCAACGCUCCCGAUUGUGAGAGAUUGCGAGAAGAUCUGUAUAGUCGCUUCUCUGCAUUCGACCACUCCUUUCCUUUUCGCUUUGAUUAUGAUACAGCGGUGCAUGAAAGCUCUGCCAUUGUCUUUUUUGACAACGCUUUGCUCAAAUAUAUUGAAAGGAACAUGCUUUUCGACUUCUUAGUCGAGACAGGACGAGGUACUGAGGCUGAAUUGGUGGGAAUGAAACUAUCCCGUACAGGUCACUACUUGCCCGGCGAGAUUCGAUCCUCGUUGAUUUCUACCGGCAGGUAUUUCGGCCGCACAGAUUCUCUAGCAGCAAAGCAGAUUCCAAAAUCAGCAGAAAUUAAGGGUCAUAUUCCCGAUUCGACAUUAGCUGGAUAUCGGGUCCCUGAUCUGGUUCCAGGGCCAUCAGAUGUGCGACGAGAUGGCCCAGGUGGAAUACCCCGAGCGAUCUUACAAGUUCCCUACCGUAGCGAUGCUGCAGCUGAUGAUACCGCAUUGUCGUUAGAAAGGUUGAUCCGACAAGGUCGAGAUGCGGAGCGGGCCAAACAGACGGGAGACCUCGUUGAAAGGGAGAAGAAGGCCAUGAAGCAGGAGCGUGUGAGGUUUACGCAAGAAGUAGCCAGAUUCAGGAGACACUUUCAAAUUGAAGAGGAAAAGAAAAGGGUGGCUCAGACAGAUUCUACAUCCCUAGUGACGCUCAAGGAUCCAGUGGGCAGGGCCUUUCUAUUUCCAUUUAAUCAGUGUCGUCCCUUUGCUGCAAUGAAGGGACUCAUGCAGCAAGUCUUUCGGUCCGAUAAUAUUCUCGCGCCUCACAUUGCCAAAGGGAAUUAUAGGUUCACCAGCCUCGAUGGUAAUCCCAUCACACGCGACAGUUGGGACUCCGACAUCCAGCCCGGUGGGACCAUUAUGGUUCAUAUCACGUCUGACUUGGGGCAGGACUUAUCUCAGGAGCCCGAGAAAGCAAACACAGAACAUGACCAGCCAGUGGAAGGAGAACGUCUUACUGCCCAGUUGGAGUCAGUAAACAUCGUAGAUCCCGAAGACAAACAAGAUCAGGGACCUAGAGUUGACGAUGUAUCCGAUAGUUCGACCUAA